Oncorhynchus masou masou (cherry salmon) is the source of this 1309-nucleotide messenger RNA. RefSeq names its product ras-related protein Rab-39B-like. The record is from RefSeq and is a predicted model, not a curated record. Gene Ontology annotation, cellular component: Golgi apparatus. Lineage: Eukaryota; Metazoa; Chordata; Actinopteri; Salmoniformes; Salmonidae. The transcript has 3 exons. Bases 327 to 968 code for a protein of 213 amino acids. Gene Ontology annotation, molecular function: myosin V binding; GTPase activity; GTP binding. Gene Ontology annotation, biological process: vesicle-mediated transport; Rab protein signal transduction.
UGCUAUGUGAUGCUGUUACUGCCAUUUCAUCAGCGGAUUUUCACAAACAUCUCCAUCUUUAAACAUGAAAUUGCUAUGAAAUGAAACCAUCGACAAGUUGUAAGGACGGCCGUUAGACAAUUUUACAUCAAACUUGCCAUCACAGUAACAGUUCCCUGUGUAGAAUAAAAUAAUACAAAAGGAUACUAGGACAAGGCCUAUUUGCGUAUCACUGCUUGGGGUAAAACAGUGUUUCAGAGAGCAUCUUCGAUAUACGAGAUUUCUCAAGAACAUGGGAUUUGCUAUUUCCAGCCGUUGAUCGCUCAUCUAACAAGAUUCUAUGAGAGAUGGAAGCGAUAUGGCUGUACCAGUUUCGACUCAUCGUCAUUGGGGACUCGACAGUAGGAAAGUCGUGCCUGAUCCGGCGAUUCACAGAGGGACGCUUUGCGCAUGUGUCCGACCCCACAGUCGGUGUAGACUUCUUCUCACGCCUAGUGGAGAUAGAACCAGGCAAACGCAUUAAACUUCAAAUCUGGGACACAGCCGGACAAGAGCGAUUCAGGUCUAUUACCAGGGCUUAUUACCGUAACUCUGUUGGGGGGCUGCUGCUGUUCGACAUCACCAACCGUCGCUCCUUCCAGAAUGUGCAUGAGUGGCUGGAGGAGGCCCGGAGUCACGUCCAGCCUCACAGCAUUGUCUUUCUGUUGGUGGGCCACAAGUGCGACCUGGAGCCCCAGAGGCAGGUGAGCCAGCAAGAGGCGGAGAAGCUGGCAGGUACCUAUGGUAUGCGCUACGUGGAGACAUCGGCUCGCGACGCCAUCAACGUGGAAAAGGCCUUCACUGAGCUAACGCGGGACAUCUUUGAGCUCGUGAAGAGUGGUGACAUCAACAUCCAGGAGGGUUGGGAGGGGGUGAAGAGUGGCUUGGUGCCCAACGUGGUGCACUCCUCAGAAGAGGUCACCAAGAGCGGCCGGCGGUGUCUCUGCUGAUUAGCCUGUCUGUCUAGUUGGCUUCACUCAACCCAGCCCAUGCAGUCCUGUUACAUUAUGUCCCACUAGCUCGCAAUCUUUCACAUAUAUAUAUCUCUCUCACUCCCAUUCUGACUACUGGAAGGCCAUUCCCGCUCUAGUCUACCACUGAAUAAAACAUGAAUACAGCUACUUUCCACAGUAACCUUCCUGGCGUCUGUCUUACCUGUUACAGGCACUUGAAAGACAAGAAAUGGCCUGUUUUAUGAUUUCAUUGUCCUCCCUGUAUUUAUGCUUCAUCUUGUGCCCCACAGAAGGAACACACUUCAAACUUUACACGUCUGUUCUGUGUUCUGGGGAAC